UUUUAUAUAUGUUGGAUUGUGUUGAAAUCAGACAACUGAUUAUACUCAGUCCAUGCAAAUGGAAGAAACCCAUGUUUACUCAUUUCUAUGUCUUUCACUUGUUAUUCUUGCAGUUAAGUUGUCGCUACAAACUAGAAAAAAAUGUAGAAAUCUCCCUCCAAGCCCACCGGCUAUUCCAUUUAUUGGUCAUCUCCAUCUCCUCAGACAACCCAUCCAUCGACGUCUUGAAAACCUCUCAAAGAAAUAUGGCCCAAUCAUAUCUCUUCGACUGGGCCCUCGACCUGUGGUGGUUGUAUCAUCACCGUCAGCUGUUGAAGAAUGCUUCACCAAGAAUGACGUAGUUUUUGCCAAUCGUCCUCAGUUCUUAGCUGGCAAGUAUUUGCACUACAACAACACCACCCUCGCUUCAGCCAGCUAUGGCGAUCAUUGGCGCAACCUUCGCCGCAUUUGCGCAAUUGAAAUCUUCUCUUCGUCUCGCCUCAACGCAUUUCUGGCCAUCAGAAAGGACGAAAUCAGGCGAUUGCUGUGCAGACUCCAUCGAGAUUCUAGCGAUGGUUUUGCUAAGGUAGAACUAAGGUCCAUGUUUAUGGACUUCACGUUUAAUAUAGUAAUGAGAAUGAUUGCAGGGAAGCGAUAUUAUGGUGAAGAUGUGAAAUUAGUUGAGGAGGCAACCAAGUUUAAGGAGACAUUACAAGGGUAUGCUGCCCUUAGUGAGUUGACAAAUCUUGGGGACGUGUUCCCAAUUUUUCAAUCUGUUGAUUAUAAUGGAUUUAUCAAGAGGUGUACUGGGCUCAGUAACAGGAUGGAUCUGAUCUUGCAAGGACUGAUUGAUGAACUUCGACGAGAAAAGAACGGAAACACAAUGAUAAAUCAUUUACUUACUUUGCAGGAAUCUGAACCCGAAUACUAUACAGAAGAAAUAAUAAAAGGACUUAUUCUGAUAAUGUUGCUUGCUGGGACAAAAACACUUGUUACAUCUAUAGAAUGGGGAGUCUGUAAUCUGUUCAACCAUCCAGAUGUGGUAAAGAAAGCCAGAGAAGAAUUGGAUACUCAAAUUGGCCAUGAACGUUUAAUAGAUGAAUCAGAUUUUUCAAAACUUCACUACCUUCAGAGCAUCAUCCUUGAGAACUUACGACUAUAUCCAGUUGUACCACUCUUAGCACCGCAUAUGUCAUCUGCAGAUUGUGAAGUUGGAGGCUAUGAUGUGCCAGCUGGUACAAUUUUACUUGUGAAUGCCUGGGCCAUUCAUAGAGAUCCCCAGAUAUGGGAGGACCCAGAAAGUUUUAAGCCUGAGAGAUUUGAGAAUUGGAAAUCCGAAGCAUAUAAGCACUUGCCAUUUGGAGUGGGAAGGAGAGCUUGUCCUGGGGAGGUCUUGGCACACAAAAUAAUGGCCCUGACCUUGGGCUCGCUGAUUCAGUGCUUCGACUGGGAGGGAGUUGGUGGAAAGGAAAUCGACAUGACUGAAAAGAUGGUCAAUCUCAUGAGCAGAGCCGAGCCAUUGGAGGUCAUGUGUAAAGCUCGUCCAAACUUGAACAACAUUCUGUCUUAAGCUACCUGGGAUUACCAGAAUGUAUCCAUCAAAAUAAAUUAAUAAAUACAUCAAGAAUGCUCCUUUUCUCCUA
Populus nigra (black poplar) is the source of this 1622-nucleotide messenger RNA. RefSeq names its product cytochrome P450 81Q32-like. The coding region runs from base 53 to 1549 and encodes 498 amino acids. Gene Ontology annotation, molecular function: monooxygenase activity; oxidoreductase activity, acting on paired donors, with incorporation or reduction of molecular oxygen; iron ion binding. Lineage: Eukaryota; Viridiplantae; Streptophyta; Magnoliopsida; Malpighiales; Salicaceae. The transcript has 2 exons. The record is from RefSeq and is a predicted model, not a curated record.